AGCCGCGUUUUCUUCGUGCUUCAAACCUAGGCUUGGCCAACUGGCCCGAGGGAGCCUGCGGCUGCCGGGGCUUGAGGGGUUAAAUCAAUGCGCCGCAAAUUGAGGAACAAGAUUAGGGAAUAAGGGAUGUUACUAAAUUCCUCAUGAUCCCAAGGCAUGGGAAAAUGGGACGAGGCAGCAUGAGUCACCCCCCGGAGAGGAGCGGCGUCUCAAAGGGGGAGUCAGCCAGGAGGCGAGACCACCCGCUGCGGGCAGAGCGGCGAAGGAGCGCGGCGCGGCGGGCUCCGGCUUGCUGGUGAUGGAGAGCGUCUCUUCUUCCCCUUCCCCCUUCCCUGCCAGCUCCCCUGUUGUGCAGCCUGAGAAUGCCACCGCCCAUGACUCCUACUCCGGCCUCCAGAAGAGCAUGCACGUCCUCUCCAUGGUGGUGUACAGCAUCGCCUGUUUGCUGGGGGUGACUGGGAACGGCCUCGUCAUCUGGAUUGCGGGCUUCAAGAUGAAGAAGACUGUGAACUCCGUCUGGUUCCUCAACCUGGCCAUUGCUGACUUCAUCUUCACCUUUUUCCUGCCUCUCAGCAUCGCCUACACCGCCCUGGGCUUCCACUGGCCGUUUGGGAAGCUCCUGUGCAAGCUGAACAGCACCAUCGCAUUCCUCAACAUGUUUGCCAGCGUCUUCCUCCUGACAGUCAUCAGCAUGGACCGCUGCGUUUCUGUGGCCUUUCCCGUCUGGUCUCACAACCGCAGAAGUCCAGAGCUGGCAGCCAGGAUCGCGCUGGGGACGUGGGUCCUGGCUCUCCUCCUCAGCUCCCCGUACCUUGUCUUUCGGGACACUGUGGUCAGUUCCAGGAACAUCACCAGCUGCUAUAAUAAUUUUGCACUGUCCGAUGACUACACGUCCGAGGCGACACGGAAGCUGUGGAGGAUGCGGCAUAAAGCGAUGAUCAUAACGCGGUUUUUAUGCGGGUUCCUCAUCCCUUUCACGAUGAUUCUCAUCUGCUACAGCAUCGUUGCUGUCAAGCUGAAAAGGCGGCAGUUAGCCAACUCUGCGAAGCCAUACAGAAUUAUCAUUGCUGUCACAGUCUCGUUUUUCCUCUGUUAUUUCCCCUAUCACGUCUUCUCCUUGCUGGAAAUAUCCAAAAACUCUUCCAGUCAUGAGAUGAAAAUGGCCCUUUACAUAGGGAUUCCCUUGGUUUCCAGCCUUGCUUUCUUCAACAGCUGCAUCAACCCCAUCCUGUACGUAUUUGUGGGCCCGGAUUUCAAGGAGAAGUUUCGCCAGUCCAUCCUGUCAACCUUCGAAGGGGCCUUCAGUGAGGAGUCGGUCCUGGGCAGCCUGACCAGCAGGAGAAAGUCCAGGUCCGCUUCGGAAGCAGAGGUCCCGAGGGUCUGAGCGGGACUGGUGUGCUGCAUUGCCAGCACCGUUGGAGGCGGCAGUUCUCUUCUCUGCAAUUUCCCCUCAUUUCAGAGCUGUAAUCGCAGGACCGGGGGCUGCAAAGGGCUGUGCAUGCUAACAAAGUGUGAUUUGGUGUUUUGGCGGCAUCUCAAACCUGCUACAACUUAAUAUACUACGGGAAUUAAACAACUCUCUGGAGCUGCAGCAGGGUGGGGAAGUCGAAGUUCAUUUUGCUCCUCGUGCUACUUCCUUGGCUGCCUUGUUUCCCUGUACCUCUUCCAUCCCCUAUGGUCCAUCAUACCUGGCAAAAUGUCUCCCUGGCUGGAGGUGCUGAGCGGGAAACCACAGCCCAGAUCGUGGCUGCUAGCUGUCAGGUUUGGUUGCCUUAGCACUGCUGAUCUGUUACAGCUUCCAUCUUUUAACGACCCUUUAUAAAAAUUCACCGGGUUUGUGACUCCGCUGGCAGAGCUGCCUUUACUUCCCUCUCCUCUGGGGCUCCCAAGGAGGCAGCUCUCGGGUGCUCUCCCCGCUGGCGCCCAGCCCAGGGUCACCCUGUGCAUGCCGGGGGGAGGCAGUCAGGGCCAAGUCCUGUUUGCCUCUCCAUGGGGUUCACCUGCCUGGGGUGCGUUUGCAUGGGGUGAGCCGAGGGGAGAGUUUGGUCCCUGCCCUUGCCAGACCCUCCUGGCAGCUCAUCUUUGUUGGGGUUCCACCAGGGGGCAAAACUGGGUGCAGCUGCACUGGCAGUGUAUGGCUGUGACAGUGGUGUGCCGGGGGUGUACGGCUGUGCUGGAGGUGUAUGGCUGUGCCGGAGGUAUACCAGAGGUGUGUAGCUGUGCCAGAGGUGUAUGGCUGUGCUGGAGGUGUGUGGCUGUGCCGGAGGUGUGUGGCUGUGCCAGAGGUGUGUGGCUGUGCCAGAGGGGUAUGGCUGUGCCGGAGGCGUGCCGGAGGUGUGUGGCUGUGCCAGAGGUGUGUGGCUGUGCCAGAGGGGUAUGGCUGUGCCGGAGGCGUGCCGGAGGUGUGUGGCUGUGCCAGAGGUGUGUGGCUGUGCCAGAGGGGUAUGGCUGUGCCGGAGGCGUGCCGGAGGUGUGUGGCUGUGCCAGAGGUGUGUGGCUGUGCCAGAGGGGUAUGGCUGUGCCGGAGGCGUGCCGGAGGUGUGUGGCUGUGCCAGAGGUGUGUGGCUGUGCCAGAGGGGUAUGGCUGUGCCGGAGGCGUGCCGGAGGUGUGUGGCUGUGCCAGAGGUGUGUGGCUGUGCCAGAGGGGUAUGGCUGUGCCGGAGGCGUGCCGGAGGUGUGUGGCUGUGCCAGAGGUGUGUGGCUGUGCCAGAGGGGUAUGGCUGUGCCGGAGGCGUGCCGGAGGUGUGUGGCUGUGCCAGAGGUGUGCCGGGGGUGUAUGGCUGUGCUGGAGGUGUAUGGCUGUGCCGGAGGUAUACCAGAGGUGUGUAG
Molecule: messenger RNA, 2829 nt
Organism: Egretta garzetta (little egret)
Lineage: Eukaryota; Metazoa; Chordata; Aves; Pelecaniformes; Ardeidae
Product: chemokine-like receptor 1
Exons: 2
Coding region: 299-1384 (361 amino acids)
Biological process (GO): complement receptor mediated signaling pathway; positive regulation of cytosolic calcium ion concentration; inflammatory response
Cellular component (GO): plasma membrane
Molecular function (GO): N-formyl peptide receptor activity; complement receptor activity
Source: RefSeq, a predicted model, not a curated record